AUGAUUUCAUUGGACAUUCCAGCCAAGAACAUCAACUGGGAAAGAGUAUCUCACUGGCUGCCGGAUUGCGAUAUCAAUGAUUCUGCUGACCAUAGAGAUUCCUGUCACUUGGAACCCCCCAAAUCUAUCUUACCCAGUUUCCGUGUUAUCGACACCGAGCAGCAGUGCAUCAUUAUUGCUCCACCAUUUUGCAGAUACGCCACACUGAGCUACGUUUGGGGGGAGACAAAAGGCUCAGUUCAAGCUCUUGUUUCCAAUAUCAAAAGUCUUGAAGUUCCAGGGUCCUUAACAAGGACCGGAGUCUCACUAUCACCUGUCAUUCGCGACGCUAUCAUGGCAUGCCGCUAUCCAUACCUUACUCUGGUCGACCUGGUCGGCACCAAUGCGGACCACGGACUAUAUGGGGUAGAUGCCAGACAGCGGAUCCGGCGAUGGAGCGCCAAAGUACAAGGUCUCUAUUUUCUGGGGAGAAGUGACCCUUUCGAAGCAUUAGUCGCUGAGUCAAAAUGGAUGACUCGAGGCUGGACAUUUCAGGAAACACUGCUAUCAUCCCGACUACUAUUGUUCUCAGACACCAAACUCAUCUACGAGUGCUCUGGCAGGGAUGGCGUAAUUGAUGAUGAAUGUGGGCGCGCCUGGCCUCGCAAAAGAGUGAAAAUCGCCUUGGGCUCUUACCAAGGUAUUGUUCAUGACUACACAAAACGGACCUUCAGCUUCGAAUCUGAUAUAUUACGAGGGUUUGCGGGUAUCCUACAUGCGGGCUAUGGUUCCGACCAUUACUUCGGACUACCAUUCGGCGAGUUUACUAAAUCAUUGAGUUGGUAUACUGAGAAUGGUGAAUACCCACGCAGAGUUACAGAAACCCGAGAUGAUAUAUUUCCAUCUUGGUCCUGGUCGUCAACAACAAAUAGCGUCACGUUCUUCAAGAGUAGUCAAAUAACGCGCACUGUCACUGUGGCCAUCUUCGCAAUUCCAUCGCAUCAAGAUGAAAAUCAGGCUUUCAAGGUCAUCACGGACACUUCGGGGUUUGUGCGUGGAGGGGAAAUCGAGAGAUCGUAUCCAUUUUAUAUCUCGUGGGCGCUCCUACUAAUUCAGGCUUGGAGACAAGGCUGCUUUCCCGAGAAGAUCCCGAAAAAGCUGGACGACUCCCGGUUGACUUGGGUGGAUUGCGAACGUAUUAUCUCAGAUAUAUGGACAUUCCCCAAGGACAUCAGCCAUGUCGCGCGGGGACUCGAUUCACAAACCUCCACCGUCUGCGAUUUCCAUUCGAGAUUUCCCGCUCCCCUCCAGACCAAAUGUGAGCCUGGUUGUAUUAUGGUGUACACACAGUCACUACGACUCAGAAUCGUACCAGCUACAGAAGGAUAUGAUGAAUCCAAUCUUCAGGAUCAGCAAGGGCGAAUUAUUGCGUGGCUACUACCACAGACCGCAGACUGGAGCUCGAUCAAGAUUACGCCUUCUGAUGGUAGAACCAGCCGAUUUCACGUGAUAGCUCUGUCAUUUGAAGCUGACCCAGACGGACUGGAACAUCGCAAUACGUACAAAAGCUGGAAAGCAUAUAGUGGGCACGGAGACUUAACAUGGUAUGAUUCUUCAGGGAAAGUUCUUCCGUCUGUCAAAAAGCCAAGGAUGCUUUUGAUGGUGCUGAAAACUGAAAAAGGGGUUAGCAAACGUGUGGCACUUGCUGAAAGUUGGCUUAGAGUUUGGAUCCAUGCAAAGCCAGAGUUCAAAACAUUCAUUCUUAUAUAGAAAGAUCUGUAUGAGAAAAAGAGACUAGCAAACCACAAUGAAGCUAGACUCCUUGAAUAUGAUAGGAUCGAACAGCAAAAC
Molecule: messenger RNA, 1830 nt
Organism: Aspergillus piperis CBS 112811
Lineage: Eukaryota; Fungi; Ascomycota; Eurotiomycetes; Eurotiales; Aspergillaceae
Exons: 2
Coding region: 1-1749 (582 amino acids)
Source: RefSeq, a predicted model, not a curated record